This is a messenger RNA of Gloeophyllum trabeum ATCC 11539, 492 nucleotides long. RefSeq lists its product as uncharacterized. The record is from RefSeq and is a predicted model, not a curated record. The transcript has 2 exons. The annotation marks the transcript as partial. NCBI's taxonomy places the organism in Eukaryota, Fungi, Basidiomycota, Agaricomycetes, Gloeophyllales, Gloeophyllaceae.
CCAAAUGGAUAUGAUCGACUGGAUGUGUACAAGCAGGUGAAGAUUGCUCUACCACAGAUUCCAAUCCUGGAGGACAAACCACGCUUGGAGAGAGUUCGUGCAACACCUGCGAGUCCAUCCCAUGCUGGGAGAGAUCCUGGGACUGAUCAUUUUGACACAGUUCUGGUGAGGGUGGAGGAAAGGAAUGAGUACGUUUCAGGUACUGGAUUGGCAGGUCUACGGGUUGCCCAAGUGCGGGUGAUAUUCAAGCUUCCGCAAUACCUGCAGAGUCAUCCACAGCAGUCACGGCCUCUUGCUUAUGUGGAAUGGUUCACUCCAUUCCGUACUCAAGAUCAGGACCUUCAGCUCUAUUCUAUAUCCCGCAGCAUGAGAAACCAGCGUCCAAAUGCUCAGGUUAUCCCCUUGGACAACAUCUUCCGAGGCUGUCACCUGAUACCCAAGUUUGGUGUUUCAGUGAACAAAGAAUGGUCAUCAAGUAAUGUGCUGGAGAAG